CAUUUCCCUACUCGAACGGUGAGGUGCGUUGUUCCGCAGCGGAGACCAAUUACUGAAAAUAUGAAGUGUCGCUUUACAUGUUAGUUCUGAUAUCGUUGAGUCGAUCGCGAGGCCGUGCGGAGUUACAGUGGCGCCCGGAGAGGCGUGUGGUGAUAUAAUGUGAAUGUGUGCAUGUGUGCAUGAGUGAGGUGGUCAACAUGUCAUCAGACCCGGUAGAGGAGUUCAUGAGGAGCGCCCUCGUCACCUGGGUGCGCACCUUUGAGAGUGAUGGCGGCGGCGGCCUCACCUACGCUGCUCUGGCGGAUGGUGUCUUCCUGUAUGAUGUCAUGCAGCAUAUUGAUGGGCGGGAUGGUGGAGGCCGCCCAGUGAACCGCCACCCAAGCGAUGCCGCCUCUCGUCUGACUAACCUCGCGGCGCUGCUCCUCCAUAUCAAGGCAUUCUAUCAGGAGGUGCUGAACCAGACGGUGGUGCUACAGCUUCCGGAUGUGGUGAAGCUGUCGCGGGCCGGGGAGGGCGUGGCGGGAGUGGAGGAGGUGAGGCGCCUACUGCUGCUGCUGCUGGGAUGCGCCGUGCAGUCAACGAGGAAGGAGGAUGUGAUAGACAGCAUCAAGAAGCUCGACCUUGACACGCAGCACUGCAUCGUGGAGUGCAUCAAGGAGGUGACCGAGAACCCCGAAGCAGUGUGGCCAGCGGAGUGGGGGCAGGUGGAGGCAAUACCGGAGGAGCAGCAGGGGGAAGCUUACGCCCUUCUGGUCCGCCACUGUCGCCGCCUCGCACAGGAACGAGACGCCCUCAACCAGGACCUGCUGCGGGCUCUGUGCGGCGAGGGCGGCGAGGAGGAUGCGUCCCAGGAGAGUGUGCACCACCUGGGCGUCCAGCUGGCUGACUGCAAGGCCCAGCUGCGGCGCCUUCGUCAGGAGUACGAUGAAAAAGCCGAGACAGCGCUGGAAUACAAAGAUGAGCUGGAACAGACCAAGACGACGGUGGCCAAGCUUCGCCAGGAGAAUGUGGAGUUGGUGCAGGACGCAAGGGCGGCGAGGGCGUGGCGUGACGAGGCGGACAUCAUGCGGGAGCGAGCAGGGCGCGUGGAGGCCCUGGAACAGGAGGUGACUAGGUAUAAGGACAAGAUGGUCGACAUUGAGUUCUACAAGACUAGAGUGGAGGAACUGCGGGAGGACAACAGGAUCCUGGUGGAGACGAAGGAGAUGCUGGAGGAGCAGCUCGCCUCGUCCCGGAGGAGAGCUGAGCAGGUGCUGGACUUGGAGAAUGACAUCCUGCAGCUGAAACAGACCAUCAACCAAAUCACCAUCGAGCGAGAUGCAGACCGAGAGAGGCUGCAGGAGCUCAUGGAGGAGAACGCACAGCUCCAUCUCAGCACCAAGAACUCCCUGAGCGAGUCUGCAACUCUAGUCGCCCAGCUGGACCACCUCAAGUCCCGCCAGCUGGUCAAUGGCACCAACAUGGGCAAUGAGCUCAUCGGGGAUGCCCAGACACGGGUACUCAAGUUGCAGCUGGAGAACCAAAGGCUGGAGGCAGAGCUGGAGCAGAUGAAGCGUGACAAUUCACUAGGCUCGGUGGAUAAGUUGCUAGAGCUGGAGAAAGAGAACAAGAGACUCUCUCUCAAGGUGAGUCAGCUGCAGGAGUCAACACAGAAGGAAAAAGUGCAACUGGUGGAGGCCCAGGAUGAGUCAGAGAAGAAGCACCAGGAGAUCCAGCGACUCCACCAGACCAUCAACACUGUCAAGACCAACUCCCAGCGGCAGAUUGACGAGCUGCAGCAAGAGAACACACAACUGCUGGAACUGACUGAGACGCUACGGGAAAGGCAGAAGAAAUCAACUGAUGCUCGAUUGGUGGAUGUGGAGGCAGAGAACAAGCAGCUAACAGACCUCAGCUUCCAGCUACAGAGCCAGGUGUCCAGACUGGAGUAUGAGAAGCAGCAGCUGAACAGACUCACUGAGCGCCUGAGGGAGUCGGCAGACAAGCUGUCUGAGGUGGAGCACCAGAAGACAGAGAUUGAGAGGGAGAACCGAGACCUGCACAAGACCAUCACUGCACUGAGGGAGAGCUGUGAGCGCCAUGAGACUAUGGAGCAGGACUAUACCAGCCUGGAGGUGGAGUACUCACGGGUCACCAAGAUGCUCUCCAACAUGAAAGAAACUGUGGCCAAGUUGGAGAGCGCACAGAGUGACAAGCUGCAGAUGCAAUCUGAGGUAGAGCGACUCAACCGCUCCAUGGACAGCCUCAAAUCAUCCUCUGUUCGCUUUGCUGACCUGGAGAUGGAGAAGGAAGCCCAGGUGCAACAGAUCAACCUCCUCCAGAAGCAGCUCACCACCAUGAAGGCUGAGAGGAGCAGGGCAGAGCAGCUGGAGCUGGACCUGCUGGCUACUACCAAUGAGGUGCAGAAGAAAAACAGGUCCAUUGAAAAUAUUCAGAAGAAACUCUCAGAGACGGAGAAGGACAAGACGGAGCUGGAGAAUGAAAACACAAAGCUCCAUAGAACUGUCGAGACUCUGAAGCUUUCCACCAAGAAACUGAAUGAGUUAGAGAGAGACCUGACAGAGAUGGAGGGAACCAAUGACCGCCUGGACAGAGAGAACAGGUCACUCCAGAAAGAGGUGUCAAGGCUGCGCAAUGCCAUGGAGGUGAAGGACGGUCUUAUUGAUGAGGCAGCCAGCAAGACGUCUACCCUGGAGAGAGACAUCAAGAGACUGAACAAGGAGGUAGAGCAUCUGAGAGGCAGCGACAACAGAGUGCGUGAAGUGGAGAAGGAGAAGAGAGAACUUGAGCAGCAGAUAAUUACUGAACGCAAGACUCUCAACUGCCUGAGGGAGGACUUGGUCUCGGAGAAGGUGAAGACCCAGCAGCUCACCAACCAACUGGACAGUCUCACUGCAGACCUGUCAAAGCUUGGCCUCAACGCUAACAACCUCACCGCACCAAACUCUGACAGUGACUCAGACCGCUACAAGGCCCUGGAGUCCAUGCUAGAAGAGACGCUGAAGAGGAGUGUGGAGGUGCGGGAGGAGAAGAUUGCAUCCUUGGAGUCUCGCCUUAGUGAAUCAGUCAACAGAAACAAGGAAUUGCGUAACCAGCUGCUGGAGGUGAAGAGUGAAUUGGAGUCCCUGAGGCAGCGGCACCAGGAGGAAGGGGCCAGCUGGAGUGAAGAUGUGUCCCGCGAGGUGGCCAAGCUGAGGGAGACUGUGUAUCGAGCUAAUGAAGAUAAGAUGAGCCUUGAAAAUGAGGUUACCGAACUCAAGUCCCAGACAGCCAGUUACCGGGAGCAGGUGUGUGCCCUGCAGUCCCAGGUGACCUCCCUGUCCAACCAAAACACUGUCAUGUCUCAGCACAAUGCUAAGCUGCAGGGAGAGAACGCCCGCCUUCAGGUGGAGAACACAACGUUGCAAUCUCAGUCAGCUUCCCUCAUUGCCCAGAACUCAGCCCUGCAGUCCACUGCCACCCAGAUGGAUGCUGAGAAGGAUAAGGUGCGGCGGUCAUGUGAUGAGCGAGGCAGCCGCCUGAGCCAGCUGGUGUCAGAUCAUGAGGCAUUGCAGCGGCUGCACCAGCAGCUCACCCGGGAGUAUGACAGUCUCAUCAAGGAGCACAACAAUCUUAAGAGUGAUCACAAGACCCUCAGGCUGGAAUACAAGGACCUCAAGGAGCAGCAGAGCACCAUGUCAGCAAGUGAGGAUGACCUGCUCAAGCUCCGAGAAGUGCUGGAGUCUGAGAUGACCAAGCUCAAGUCUGACUCCACCACACUGGCAAACUUGCGCAGUGAACAUUCUCGCCUAAAGGAUGAUUUUCGAAGUCUCUUCUCUGCCAACGAGAAGCUGCGGAGUGAGUACAAGUCCCUUCAGGGCGACUAUAAGAGCAUCAAGACGGAAAACAACACAGUAAAGCUGCGACUGACAGAGCUGAAUGGGGAGCUGAAUGAAGCGCGGGACCAGAUGGCAGCCCUGGACGUAGAGGUGUCCAAGCUCACCAACAAAUGUCAGGUACUGCAAACUCUGAACUUGACCUUGGAGGAGGACCGUCGUCUUAUGUCCCAAGUGUCACUGCUCCUCACCCAAUACCAUGACCUCCUCACACAGACACUCGAGGAUAAGCAGCACUUCCACCAGGAGGAGAAGAACUUCACUGACAAGUUGAAUAAUCUGCGUCGAGGAAAGGAGAAGCUUGAAGAGAAAAUAAUGGAGCAAUAUCGCCGCAUGGACAACUCACCUUCCAAAAAGUUAUCCCCGGGCUGUGUGCCGUACUCGAAAGGUUUCGGCGUCAACCUGGUGCGGCGAGUACGACGGGCCGGCACGGAGCUCAUCAGCAAGGUGCCACGGAGUGGGCGGUCAAGAUCACGGGGACGUGAGGAAGGCGGAGAGAGUCCAGACUCCUCCUCUCUGGGCUCCUCGUCCCAUGCAAAUGACUCCAUGGACUCAGGCUCUGAGACAAGGCGCUCCUCUCCAAACCUGCCUCCCUCCCCCACCCACAAUGGGGAGAUAGGGGACCAGGGAACCCUCAAGGACACCCAGACACCCAACAACCACAGGAAGAGUCUGCCACCUGCCCUCAGUGAUUCCUUUGCCUCUCAGGUGCUCAGGGGCUCCAUAUCAUCUGAGGAUGUGGUGAGUCUAAGGUCUGGGGAUGUCAGCGAUGGGCACCAUGAAGAUUCCCUUUCUACUGUCACUGCUGGCAGCAGCAGUGCUGAGCUCCGUCGCGCUGGUUCUCGCCGACCCGUCUAUCUCACAGAAGAUGCAGACUCGGUGUCAGUGCGGGAUGGGGUGCCCGACUCAGUGGUAGACAACCAGAACCGAGGCCGCUCCUCAACCCGCAGCUCGUCGUCCAUGAGUCAACCCGUGGCUAACAGGAGCUUCAGCAGUGUGCACAGCAGCCUGCCUGCAUCCCGUGCUCAAACCCCUGGGGGAGGUGCCCCACGGGCUUCUACACCAAAGACAAGCUUGAGAAAAGAGCGCCCCUCUGAUGACAGUGCCCCAGCCACCCCCAGACUGCCUCCCCGAGCUGACCACAUCACAAGUGCCCCACAAGUCCCUCCACGGGCUCGGCGAGGAUCCAGCAUCAUUGCACCAGACUCCCCUAUUUCUAGUCAGUCCACUCUUCCUGAUCUUUCUGACCCCAAGCCCCCCAAACCUCCUCCCCGUCCACCCCCUAAUGAGGACACACCCCUCAAGACAGAGAAGGACAUUGUUGAUAACUCAGUCUGGUAUGAGUAUGGGUGUGUCUAGUGGUGGCUGGGGUGGAGAGUGAUGACAAUACUUUGAUCAAAUGUUACCUGCCAUGCACAGGUGAAGCUGCAUUUCUGAGACUGCAGGGUCACACCUACUGGUCCAACACCACACACCUAGUUCAUAUGAGUAACUUGCCUGAUAUCUUUUAUUUGUUAUCACUUUGAUUUUCAUGGCCAGGGCCACAGCUAACAGAGGCUGACUCCUCCACACACUUAAGUAGUUUAUCUGAGUAUCUUUUCCAAUAUCUCCUAUUCAUAAUCACUUGACUUUUACAAUCUUGGAGUACAUUUUGAGAAAUACUAUUUUAAAGCAUUGCAGAUACAAGAAUAAAGACAUAAAUUAAGAAGUUUCCUAGUCUUGCUGGAGGCCUUGUCAUUCCUACUUACACAGGCAUUGAGAUUAUAAUUACAGUAUUUGCUCUGUAUAUAAACACAACAUUACAUACACACAAACAGAGAUCUAAUAUUGAGGCAGUAAAGAGAGGCUGGAUACUUGUGAUAACAUGGAAAACUUUAGGAAGAAAAAAUGCUUGAAUGAGAUGAAGAGUAGAGCUUCCUCCAUAGAAAUAUUGAUAUCUGGAUAGACUACAAAAAGAAACGACAGAAGCAAGGAACGUUCAGCUAUAGAGAAACAUGACAGAUAGAGAUGCAGAGACAGGAUCACACAAAUACAACAACUAUAUAAGUACAUACUACACACAAACACAUUGAUAGACUAAGCAGAAUUCCUCUCCAUCCAUCCAAGCUUCAUCUCAGGUCGUGCCAUUCUCCACAGACACCAGGGAAAUGUAAAUACACAUACACUUUUUAGCCACUUUUGCUUUAUUGGCACUCAGUAACACCCCAUAUGUCAGAUAUCUUAAGUAAAUAUAAGCAAAGGACAUAUUUCAAUGGAAGUGUUUGUACAAGUCACGGAGGAAAUGAAGGUCUUGUUAGGGGGGAACCUGCAGCCUCAGGAAUGUCCAGCUUACUCUCACCAACUGGCUGAACUUAAAGUCAUAGGCCAGUUACUUGUCAGUAGAUGUUAGCGUAUUUCCCAAAGCUAUUUCCCUCAUGUGUGUAUCAGCUGUUGUACAUGAUGCUGUAAUUCAAUAUCUACACAUCUUUUCUCUCUCUUUUUUUUUUUUUUUUUUUUUUUUUUUUUUGCCAAGGCUUACCAUACUCUGUUAAUAAAGCCUUAGUGUUGUAUAUGUCUGAAGGUAGGAUAACUAAUACAUACUUAGGAAAACCGACUUGCUUCUGAGGAUAUGCCCCACACCGACUCUUAAUCUGAAGUAGUGAGUGAUUCGUGGUAUCAUAGGAAAAUUAAUCCUGUAAAUGAUGUGCAUUGGUGUCACAUUUUGUUCAGCAUAAAAUGUAGUGCAUCAGAAUUCAUACAGAUCUCAACUUUUUUUCCUUUUUUAUUUUUUUUUAUAUAUUUUUUUAAUCUUUGUAGGUGGGGGCCAUUUGUAUAUGUAACUUGGUAUUUACAAAACCUGCAGAUGACCCAUGGUGUAAUCCUUCAUGUAUUACAAGAACUUAACAGAAAUAAUUGUGACGGAUAAAUCAUCUAAAUAUUUGGUCUAAUGUUAUCUUGUAUAAGAAAAAAAUUGCAAUGCAUAAACAAUUUUUAUAUCAUGGAGUUUAGAAGUUACUCCAUUUUUGAGCUACACAGUGUGUGGCCCAAGUCACUGUACAUCAAAAAGAAAUGUGUACCAUUCAGGAAUAACCAUUCAUGCUAUUUCCUGUGUGUAAACUGCAGAAGUAGGGAUAUGCUGUAUACUUUACAGAAAGACUGAAGCUUUUCUAAACUUGUAGUCAGUGUGAUCAUUUAACAUUGUACCUUCCCCGGGUCUUGGUGAGGUAUUGUGUGUUCAACAGAUAUCCAGAUGGCCCUCACCACUGGAAGUGCUUAGGUUCUCUGCGCUGCACCAAGUGUUUUACAGACUUUGUGAAUUAUUUGUAUAUACAUUUCAAAGCACAAAAAAUUUUUUGUACAUACAUCUAUUUAGUUUUUUAUUGAAGUUUUUAUGUAAGCCAAUCCAUGAUUUUUCUACAUUUUUGUAGAAAAAUUCUAAUGGCUGUAAAUGUACCUUGUAAUUUCAUUAUAUACCAUUAUCAUAUCAUUUUUUAUGCAUUAUAUUCAUCAGGCAAACUAAACAAUAGUCAUUCAUCAUUGUAUGGAGGAUUCCAAACUGUGGGAUGCUCCUUUGGCUUGGGAAGAUGUUGAAUUAGGCUUGGUCACAGUGAGUCCAGCAGCGAUUACUGUUAUUAUGUCUUUGCUCGUCAAACUGGUAUCUUGAGUCACAUCAUAUUGUUCCCUGUGUAAAAUAUCCAAGCAACUUUUUUUUUUCUUUUUUAAGCUUAAUGCAGUAUCAAAAGUGAA
Portunus trituberculatus (swimming crab) is the source of this 7601-nucleotide messenger RNA. RefSeq names its product girdin-like (gene Girdin). Gene Ontology annotation, molecular function: dynein light intermediate chain binding; microtubule binding. Gene Ontology annotation, cellular component: cytoplasm; centrosome. Gene Ontology annotation, biological process: cytoskeleton-dependent intracellular transport; cytoplasmic microtubule organization. Lineage: Eukaryota; Metazoa; Arthropoda; Malacostraca; Decapoda; Portunidae. The record is from RefSeq and is a predicted model, not a curated record.